CCCAAGCUUUGUUUCUCUCUCAUUCUGUUUUUUCUUUUUCUCUCUCAAAAAAUCAAAAAUGUUUCUUCAGAUUUUUCAAUUCACUCCUCAUUUUCCAAUUAAAGGUUAUUCUGAAUUUUUGAUACCUGAAUGGAGGUGAAUAGCCAAAAUAGGUGGAGUUCCUGAGAUUAUAAAUCUAGUUCUGUAUAUUAGUACUGGGGCAUGAUGGGAGUUGAAACGGUGACGGAGUCGUUUUUCAAUUUGUGGAGAUCAACUUCUCGGAAGAGCUCUGCUUCAGAGCCCGAAAGGAAGCAUGUGAUAGGAAUUCUUGCAUUGGAAAUCGCGACUUUGAUGUCUAAGGUGGUUAACUUGUGGCAGUGUCUCAGUGAAAGGCGAAUCGACAAGUUAAGAGAAGAAAUCUCGAGUUCACUCGGGAUUCAAAAGCUCGUUGCUGAAGACGACGAAUAUCUUAUGGAUCUUGCUAUUGCGGAAAUAAUCGACAAUUUGGGAUGUCUGACGAAAUCAUUGGCUACGCUUGGUAAGAGGUGUGCUGAUCCAGUUUAUCACGAUCUCCAACGGAUUUUUGAAGAUCCGGUUGAAAUUGAAAUCAAUGGGUGUGCGUGGAGAUAUAGGGUUAAGAAAAUGGAGCGGAAGGUUAAGAAAAUGGAGAGAUUUGUUGCAGCCACGACUCAAUUGUAUUCGGAGCUCGAAGUGCUCGCAGAGCUCGAGCAAACGUUGAGGCGGAUGCAGGCCGGUGCUAGUUCCGGUCAGAUGAAAUUGCUCGAGUUUAGGCAAAAGGUAAUAUGGCAACGGGAAGAAGUAAAAAAUCUCAGAGAAAUGUCUCCUUGGGUUAGAACAUAUGACUAUACUGUUCGGCUUUUGCUACGAUCCAUUUUCACAAUAAUCAUGAGGAUUAAGUACCUAUUCGGGACAAAUCAAACGGGAGUUGCCGGAGAAAGCAACCAUUUUGAUCGCAGCCGGUCCAUCUCUGCGCUUAAUCUGUCGUCUGUUUAUCCAUCAGAA
Lycium ferocissimum is the source of this 1002-nucleotide messenger RNA. RefSeq names its product protein PSK SIMULATOR 1-like. The annotation marks the transcript as partial. The record is from RefSeq and is a predicted model, not a curated record. Gene Ontology annotation, biological process: positive regulation of growth. Lineage: Eukaryota; Viridiplantae; Streptophyta; Magnoliopsida; Solanales; Solanaceae. The transcript has 4 exons.